Messenger RNA from Punica granatum (pomegranate), 2631 nucleotides. The record is from RefSeq and is a predicted model, not a curated record. Lineage: Eukaryota; Viridiplantae; Streptophyta; Magnoliopsida; Myrtales; Lythraceae.
AUGGCGAUGAACAACGAGGAGCUGUACCCCGUUGGAAACCAAGAACCGAGCCAGCUGCCCUUUCCCCGUCCCGGUGAGACCAAAGCGCCCGGAGUUGUCACCACAAGAGAUUAUGACCGGAACAUGGAUGCAUGUAGGUGUGUAGACUACGGAGACGAUGGAUCCGCGACGUGGCCUAGAAGUGCCCCGAGAUCCACCAGCAGGCGGACCACUCCAAGGGAUGAAGAAAAUGACAGCCCCAUCGAGGAAGUGAGGCUAACGGUGCCCCCGACCGACGACCCGACCCAGCCUGCCCUGACGUUCAGGACAUGGGUCCUUGGGCUUGCUUCGUGCGUCCUCCUGUCGUUUGUGAACCAGUUCUUUAACUACCGUCAGAACCCGCUCACCCUCUCCUCCGCCGUAGCCCAGAUUGGGGUCCUACCAAUAGGGAAGCUCAUGGCAGCGACCUUGCCCUCAAAAACCAUCAAGGUGCCAUUAACAGGCUGGUCCUUCUCGUUGAACCCCGGCCCCUUCACCCUCAAGGAGCACGUCCUUAUCACCAUCUUCGCCAGCUCUGGCGCUGGCGGCGUAUACGCAGUCCAUAUCAUCACUUCCGUCAAGGCAUUCUACCACAAGGAUUUGCAUAUCAUUGCGGCCUUCUUACUAUCUCAGACAACCCAGAUGAUGGGAUAUGGAUGGGCGGGUCUGUUCAGAAAAUACCUUGUGGAGUCCCCCUACAUGUGGUGGCCUAGCAACCUUGUUCUGGUAUCUGUUUUCAGGGCUUUACACGAUGAUGAGAAGAGGCCUAGGAGAGGGACCACGAGGUUCCAUUUUUUCCUGAUUGUCUUCAUCUCGAGCUUCGUCUACUACAUCGUCCCAGGUUUCCUCUUCCCUUCGAUCAUGAACAUCUCAAUCUUGUGCCUCAUAUGGAAGGACUCAAUCACGGUCCACCAGAUCGGGUCGGGCCUUAAGGGGAUGGGGAUUGGGGCCUUCACCUUCGACUGGAACACGGUCGCAGCAUUCCUAGGGAGCCCACUAGCGACGCCCGCCUUUGCCAUUAUAAACGUGUUGGUUGGGUUCGUGAUCAUGGUCUAUGUUGUCCUCCCAAUCUUCUACUGGGGCAACAUCUACAAUGCCAAGAAGUUCCCAAUCAUAUCUCAAAAUGUCUUCGACUCGGAGGGCAAACCCUACAACAUCUCACGCAUCCUCAACUCGAAGACGUUUGACAUCAAUUUGGACGAGUACAAUAACUACAGCAAACUCUAUCUCAGUAUCUUCUUUGCCUUCACUUAUGGGUUGAACUUUGCCUCCCUAACAGCGACUAUUUCUCAUGUCGCCCUCUUCCAUGGAAAAACGAUAUGGCGGAACAUGAUUAAAGCUAAGGAAGGAAUGCAGAAUAACUUCGAAGAUGUGCACACAAGACUGAUGCAGAAGAACUACAAGCCAGUCCCCCAAUGGUGGUUCCACAUCAUCUUGAUCCUGGUCGUGGGCCUUGCCAUAUUUGCUUGUGAGGGCUUCGACAAGCAGCUCCAACUCCCAUGGUGGGGCGUCCUCCUCGCCUGUUUGUUGGCCUUCACCUUCACGCUGCCGGUCGGGAUCAUCCAGGCCAUGACCAACAAUCAAGUCGGGCUGAAUGUGAUCACGGAGUUGGUGAUAGGUUACUUCUAUCCUGGAAAGCCUCUCGCCAAUGUUGCUUUCAAGACUUACGGCUAUAUCAGCAUGUCCCAAGCCCUCUCGUUUCUCAGUGACUUCAAGCUGGGGCAUUACAUGAAGAUCCCUCCCAGAUCGAUGUUUGUAGCUCAGUUGGUGGGGACAAUAGUUGCCUCGACCGUCUACUUCAGCACCGCGUGGUGGCUCUUAAACUCAAUAGAGAACAUCUGCAACCCAGACCUUCUGCCCGAAGGGAGCCCAUGGACCUGCCCGUCGGACAAUGUGUUCUAUAACGCGUCCAUCAUAUGGGGGGUUGUGGGCCCGCGCCGCAUGUUUGCCGACCUUGGAUUCUACCCAGAGCUCUACUGGUUCUUCCUCAUCGGUGUACUCUGCUCGCUCUUCAGCUGGCUCCUCAGGAAGCUCUUCCCCAACACCAAAUGGAUCGAGUACAUCAACACACCCGUGAUCUUAUCAGCCACAAGUCUCAUGCCUCCGGCAAGGUCCAUAAAUUACACCUCGUGGGUGAUCGUGGGGCUUUUCUUUAACCUAUACGUGUACCGAAGAUACAAGGGUUGGUGGGCAAGACACAACUACAUUCUCUCAGCCGGGUUAGAUGCAGGGAUCGCCUUCCUUGGUGUGGCCCUGUUCUUCACCCUCCAGACGAAGGAUAUCUACGGCCCCGAGUGGUGGGGCCUGGAUUCGAGUGACCAUUGCUCGCUGGCCAUUUGCCCGACUGCCCCCGGGGUCGUGGCCAGAGGAUGUCCUGUCCUCUGAAGAUAUCGGCAUGCUGAUCGAUCGAGAGAUAAUCACUCUUCAUCUCGUAUCCUACAGAUGGAUCUAUCUCUUGAUAUAUUACGUGAUUUCGCAUGUAAAUGGUCAAUGCUUUUUCUCAGAUUAUCAGGACAAGAAUAUUGUGCCUUUUAUUUGUCAGACAAUUUAUUGCUUGGAAGAAAAAAUCUAUUACUUGUAUACUUUAACCAAAGUCAGGAAUCCUAAGUCAUU